ACUCAUUUUCAGUUUUCUGUCCCUCGCAAGUCACCACAGUCAGUUUCAAAAAUAACAAGCGUUCAACAUAAAAAAUCAUAAAUAAAGCAUUUCCAGUGCACCAUUUCAACAACAUCCAAGACCUCCCCUCACCAACUGCAGAACACAUAACAAGCUCUCCUUCUCUGUCUCUCUCUCCAAAAUUAAAACCAAUCUUUGCUUUCUCUCUCCAAUUAAAGCCUCCACGCAAGAGAAAUCAUUCCAAUUAUCCUUGUUUUUCAUGUUUUCUUUGUCACUGCAAGCUCUACUAUUACUUACUAUAUACUUGUUAUUCACUUCUGGGUUUUUGGGUUAUUUGUUCUUGCUGCUGCUCCAUUGAUGGUUGUUCAACUGCUGUCUACAUACGUCCAAUUCUGUCACUAUAAAAGAAGAAAGCUUUAGUCUUAAUAUUACUAUUAUUUUAAUAAAGUUUUUGACUGUCUGUCUGUAUCUUUGUGUGUAUGUACUUGGGGAGGCUCUUCUAGCAAAUGGGCAUUCCUUGAAUCUCUUCAGUCAUGGAUCUGAAGACUGGUGUUUACCAAAACCAUGUUAAGAAGGAAUCAUGGAGAACAGUGUUGACUUUGGCUUACCAAAGCCUUGGAGUUGUUUAUGGGGAUUUAAGCACUUCUCCUUUGUAUGUGUACAAAAGCACAUUUGAAGAUAUUCAACACUCUGAGACAAAUGAAGAAAUCUAUGGCGUUUUGUCAUUUGUUUUCUGGACUCUUACUUUGGUGCCUUUGCUCAAAUAUGUGUUUAUAGUUCUUAGAGCUGAUGAUAACGGUGAAGGAGGGACUUUUGCCUUGUAUUCUUUGCUGUGUCGACACGCCCGGAUCAACUCACUGCCUAAUUGCCAAUUGGCAGAUGAACAGCUGAUUGAGUACAAGAAGGAUAGUAUCGGUUUGGCACCAAAAUCAAGUUUUGGGGCAAGGUUGAAAUCCACUUUAGAGAAGAAUAGGGUGUUGCAAAGGUUAUUGCUCGUUCUUGCUUUGAUUGGGGCCUGUAUGGUGAUUGGUGACGGUAUCCUCACACCAGCUAUUUCAGUUUUCUCUGCAGUGUCAGGGCUUGAGCUUUCAAUGUCAAAAGAGCAUCACAAAUACGUGGAGGUUCCAGUCACAUGCAUCAUACUGAUAGGCUUGUUUGCCCUUCAGCAUUAUGGAACACACAGGGUUGGAUUUUUGUUUGCACCUGUGGUUCUAAUAUGGCUUCUUUGCAUCAGUGCCAUUGGCUUAUAUAAUAUCAUUCACUGGAAUCCUCAUGUGUAUCAAGCACUCUCUCCAUAUUACAUGUACAAAUUUUUGAGGAAAACACAGAGGGGAGGUUGGAUGUCCCUGGGUGGUAUUUUAUUGUGUAUAACAGGCUCAGAAGCUAUGUUUGCUGAUCUUGGACAUUUUUCACAAUUGUCAAUACAGAUUGCUUUCACCUUUUUGGUUUAUCCAUCCUUGAUUCUUGCAUACAUGGGGCAAGCUGCCUAUCUAUCUCAGCAUCAUAUUAUCGAAAGUGAUUACCGAAUUGGAUUUUAUGUAUCUGUACCAGAGAAGUUAAGAUGGCCUGUUCUGGUUAUAGCCAUACUUGCUGCAGUAGUGGGAAGCCAAGCUAUCAUAACUGGAACAUUCUCAAUCAUCAAACAGUGCUCUUCUCUUGGUUGCUUCCCAAGAGUCAAAAUAGUCCACACAUCAUCCAAAAUCCAUGGUCAGAUCUACAUUCCAGAGAUUAACUGGCUCCUGAUGGUAUUAUGCUUGGCGGUUACUGUUGGCUUUAGAGACACAUGGCGAAUGGGUAAUGCAUCAGGUUUGGCUGUUAUAACUGUUAUGCUGGUCACUACUUGCCUAAUGCCUUUGGUCAUUGUCUUGUGCUGGCAUAAGAGUGUGUUAUUCGCAAUAGGCUUUGUUUUCUUUUUCGGCACAAUUGAAUCACUCUACUUCACAGCCUCCCUCAUCAAGUUCCUUGAAGGGGCCUGGGUUCCAAUCGCCCUUGCAUUCAUCUGCCUGAUAAUCAUGUGUGUUUGGCACUACGGCACACUGAAAAAGUACGAGUUUGAUGUUCAAAACAAGGUCUCCAUCAACUGGCUACUUAGCUUGGGUCCCAGUCUAGGCAUAGUACGGGUUCGUGGGAUUGGACUCGUACACACGGAGCUUGUAUCUGGAAUCCCUGCAAUCUUCUCCCACUUUGUCACUAAUCUUCCAGCCUUCCACCAGGUCCUAGUCUUUCUUUGCAUCAAAUCUGUCCCAGUUCCUCAUGUUAGACCUGAGGAGCGAUUUCUGGUGGGUCAUAUUGGCCCUAGGAGCAUAGCAGAGUUUAUACGCUCAGGAAGUGUUAAUGAAGACCCAUUGAAGGAUGACGAUAAAAUGACAGUUGUUGGAACAUGUUCUAGCCAUACAGAACAGAUUCAAAUGAGUGAGGACGAUGCAGACAACACAGAGGCAGCUGAGCCAUCAGAGUUGAAGGAGAUAUGUUCACCACCCAUAAUUAAACCAGGAAAAAGAGUACGGUUUCUUGUACCGCAGAGCCCGCAGAUAGACUCCGGUGCAAGGGAAGAGUUACAGGAACUAAUGGAAGCUAGGGAAGCUGGGAUAGCUUACAUACUAGGGCACUCAUAUGUUAAAGCCAAGAAAGGAUCUAGCCUGAUAGAAAAACUUGUAAUUAACUUGGGGUAUGAAUUCUUGAGAAGAAACAGCCGACAGCCCACCAGUGCGCUAAGCGUUCCCCAUGCAUCUACAUUGGAGGUGGGGAUGAUAUACCAUGUUUAAUCUUUCUUUUUUAUGGGAUACAAUACAAUGAUUAAUUUUAGUGACAUAGAAAUAGUAUAAACGUAUAUGUAAAUGUUUAGAUUGCUGUGCAGUAGAUGGAAAGCGACCACGGUUAAUGGUGGAAGAAAAAGUGAUCUAGCAGUACUUUUGGUUAACAUGUUUUUCCUUUGUUUCUGAAAUAUUGCAACAAAGGCAAUUUUUUUUAGGAUAAAUGAAUGUAAUUUUAUUAUAUCCAAAAUAGAACAAAGAAUAAGUUUAUACAGGCAUGAUUCUAAAUAUAAUGAAAACAAAAUAAAUCAAUUGAACAUGGACUCAUAAAGGUUCCAAUUACUGCAAAGAGAGUGAUUGAUUGAAUUAUUAUCAGCUAGAUAUUGUAUUCCAUGAAACGGAUCACA
Messenger RNA from Durio zibethinus, 3160 nucleotides. Its product is annotated as potassium transporter 6-like. Gene Ontology annotation, cellular component: membrane. Lineage: Eukaryota; Viridiplantae; Streptophyta; Magnoliopsida; Malvales; Malvaceae. Gene Ontology annotation, molecular function: potassium ion transmembrane transporter activity. Gene Ontology annotation, biological process: potassium ion transmembrane transport. The record is from RefSeq and is a predicted model, not a curated record.